Labrus bergylta (ballan wrasse) is the source of this 2157-nucleotide messenger RNA. It is a transcript of the gene slc2a10, whose product is annotated as solute carrier family 2 member 10. Gene Ontology annotation, biological process: D-glucose transmembrane transport; circulatory system development. The record is from RefSeq and is a predicted model, not a curated record. Gene Ontology annotation, cellular component: membrane. Lineage: Eukaryota; Metazoa; Chordata; Actinopteri; Labriformes; Labridae. Gene Ontology annotation, molecular function: D-glucose transmembrane transporter activity; symporter activity.
GAGAGCUCAAACUUCCUGAAGACACAGAAGUUUCCCGGAGCAUCUCUCUGCCUCUCUCUCUCUGCAGUUUACGGUAGGACCAUUUCUUUCCCCCCGGAUGUCUAAUUUCUAAAAAACAUAGAAUCCGGCGCCAGAUUAAAGUUUGCUGCGCUCAAAAGAACAGGAAGUCCUGUCUGCCCUGAGACUUACGGGAAUGUCUUAACAAGUUUCCAGUUUCCAGCAGUGUUGACAGCAGAGGUAUGAUGGCUUAAGGGAUGGGCGACAGAUUCAAUUCUCGACAUGAGGAUGUUUCCAUUAAACAAAUUAAGACCAGGAGAGCCUGACUACAAUGUGCACAUAGCAGGAGAGAGGCAAUGGGUAGGGCCAUCCUCCUGUUGGCCAGUGCUGUGUCCACUUUGGGAGGCCUGGUCUUUGGUUACGAGUUGGGCAUCAUCUCAGGCGCUUUGCUGCAGCUCAAGGCCGACUUCGGACUGUCAUGCGUCCAGCAGGAGGCUCUGGUCAGCUCCUUGCUGGUCGGGGCUCUGCUGGCCUCUAUAGUGGGCGGCUGCCUGAUCGACCACCAGGGCCGCAGGAAGUCCAUCAUCUUCAGCAACGUCCUGAUCCUGACCGGCAGUCUGAUCCUGCUCAUCAGCUCGUAUUCUGCACUGGUGGUGGGCAGGAUCACGGUGGGGUUCGCCAUGUGUAUAUCCUCCAUGUCCUGCUGCAUCUUUGUGUCCGAGAUGGUUACCCCGGAUCACAGGGGCUUCCUGGUGACUCUGUACGAAGCUGGAGUCACCGUGGGCAUCCUGGCAGCUUACGCCAUGAACUACAUACUGUCUGACAUGACAAGAGGGUGGAAGUGGAUGUUUGGAUUAGCAGUAGUUCCAACUUUUAUUCAGCUGGUUUGUGUCUCGUUUCUACCAUCGAACACUAAGAAAUCUCUAAGCCAAAGAGAGUGCUCGCAAGCGGAAAGAAACCUCAUCGACGACGGCGAAAACCAAGAAUCACCAGAAGACUCAGUAGUCGAAAAGAAGGAUAUUCAGAGCAGCAGCUGGUACUUCUUCCAGCGUGAAGACAACAUGAGGACUCGGACUGUGAUUGGUCUCGGUCUGGUGCUCUUUCAGCAGUUCACCGGCCAACCCAACGUCCUCUUCUACGCCUCCACCAUCUUCCACUCUGUCGGGUUUCACAGCGAUGCCUCUGCGCUGCUGGCCUCCGUGGGGUUGGGGUUGGUCAAAGUGGUCGCCACUCUGACCUCCAUGGUGUUCUCUGACAGGGUGGGCAGGAGGCCUCUGCUCAUCAGCGGAUGCUCUGUGAUGGCGUUGUGCAUGAUAACCAUCGGCCUCCUCAGUGGACAGUCGUCGAUGGAUGCUCAGACGCCGUGUAACUCUACAAACUUCAAUGUUAACAACACGGAUCUGCCUCAUUUGACUGUUUUUAACCAGUCAGUAACCGAAACACCUUUUAAACCAGAGAACCAAAGACUCCUGUAUAACAAAACACAAACUAAGGAUGAGAUACUUGAUCAAUUUGGACAGAAUUCAACGGCCGCGUCUCUGGAAUCGUCGCCCGGCGUCCAUAAUCACAUCGUGAACUGGAUCAUUCUCUUCUGCUUGAUGGCUGUCGUCAGUGCAUACUCCGUUGGAUUUGGACCAAUGACGUGGCUUCUCCUGAGUGAAAUAUUUCCAGCUGCUGUCAGAGGGAGGGCCUUCGCGUUCACAAACUGCUUCAACUGGGCUGCCAACCUGCUGGUCACGUUCACUUUCUUGAAUUUUAUCGAUUGGAUCGGUCUUUCGGGGAUGUUUUUCCUGUACGGCGUAAUCGCUGUCGCAGCCGCAGUCUUCUUCCACUUCAUGCUACCCGAGACCAAAGGCAAGACUCUGGAGGAGAUCGACGAGGAGCUGCGUUCAAACGGGUUUAACCACAAUGAUGAAUGCUGCGUUAUAAGAAACAGAACAGCCAAGUAUCAGAGAGUACAGUUUCAAGUCAGCUCCUCGGGUUGAUUCAUUUAAUAUCACAGUACUGAUAAUAAUAAUCAAUUAGAAAGUCUCAUCCCACAUAGAGGGAUUGACUUCAAGAGAAGAGUCGCUCACUGCAAUCUGAAGUUAAAGUUUACGCCUGAAAGCUGGUUGUAGUCACACUGGAUCAAUGUGAUGUAUUUUUGAGUAACCUUGUAAU